GCGGCACACUGACAGGAAGGUGGAACAGAGGGAGGAAAGCAGGGGGAUAGUGAGGUAUAGUGGUGGCGGUUCUUCGGUGGGAGAAACGGUAGACCCGGGCAGUCGAAGCCGGGCUGCCUGCCCGACGAUACGGUCGCUCUGUUGGGGUGUCGUGGUAAUUUGUCUCUUUUUUUUUCCUCUGCACGCAAGCUGAGCUUGAUAUCGCCCGUUCAGGAGGUCGGUUUCCCUUCUCUUUCUCUCUCUCUGUCUCUCUUUCUAUCUCUUUCCCUCCUCUUUUCUCUCGCUUCCGGCGCGCACGUCUGUCGGAUCGUGUCUUACCGGGAGGGGAAAAAGUGGGCGCGCUACCUGUGUCAAGACAAUACCGGAGAGCACGUGCAUCCGUGCGAAAGGGAGCCGAAGAGCGCGCUCAAGGGAUCGUACACGCAUCCCUCCUACCCCCUUUUGGAAGCUCGUGCUGCCGACAAGUAACAGAAUCGCGUGACAGCACGAACCGGAACAGCACUCAUGUCGCUUUGAAGAAUGACGGCCGUCACAAGAGAUGCUUUCGCGGCAGGAGGGCGAGCCGCAUCACGGCUCCAUCUUAGACCAAUCAAGAUUCUGCAGUUCUAGAGACAUCAAGGAACUGUUGUGAGAUCGACGCUUACGAAUCAAUAGCAGGCACGGGCCUUUAUGCAUGAAAUUCAGCACCAGGAAGUGACGUGAGAGGUGCAACUGGGAUUUAGAAAUCCCCCGUCUCCUCUAUUAAGAAUAAGCGGGAUCGAAGCAGAGUCGUCAGGAUGUUGCGCAACAACGUAAUGUCCUUCAUGAAGAAGAUGGGAAUGACGCAACAGGAAACCGGUGCAUCAGGUCCAGUCACGCCGGAGGAAGGUGGAAAAACUUUAAGCAAGUUAUUGCAGCUGGGAAACAUCAUAACGGCGGGAAACGUGACAAAGCCGGCCAAGGUCACUCCGGUGGAGGACAUUCAGCCCAAAGAGGAUUCCACCACAAUUGAAUCUCUGAAACCAAAGUCAGAAACGGGCGGCAAGACAAGCAGCGGAGACGACUGCAGGGUAUGCCGGAAGUCGUUUGGCCCGGAGGAAGUCUCGCGAACUUGUUGCGAGUGUCAACAUAAGGUCUGCGAGGACUGCGCCUCGUAUUCGACGACAACGAAUUCCGACGAUCCGUCUUCCUGGCGAUGUAGCGUUUGCCGUCGAAAGAUUGCCUCGAGGGACCAGCCGAUAGUGACACAAGAAUCUACAGAUUCGAUGCUAGAUGUGCCGUGUUUGGAAACUCUUCACAGGAGGCACAGCGACGCCCGACUCGGUCCUUCUGGAAGUCAGAUAGGUGCACUUGGAAGUGGAUUGGCUCCACCGAGAAGUCCAGAAAUUCGAAGGCAUUCUGAUGUUUCGCCAGCUAGUCUCAAGGAAUUAGAGAAGUUUCGAAAGGUUGCAGGAGAACGUCAACGAGAGGAGCUCAGAUGGGAGCGCGACCUGGACCGGAAGAGCAAGUCGAGGGGCGGCUCGCCCGAUCGCCAUCAAGCCUCUGAUAGAGGGAGAGCGACCAGCCCUCAGAGAGUCGUCAUGCCGGCCCAGACGGGCGCGAUCGAGCAGGAAGGCGGUGAUCCGGACGACGAGGAGGAACGUCGUCGUCGCGCUCGUCGUGGAGGCGGUACGGUUCGCCGUAAAUCUCGUGUGACCAGGCAAAGGUCUUAUGACGAUGAAAUCAAAACGGCCGCGAUGGCUGCCGGUGGGGCGCAGCCCACGCAUCCUGACACCGGCCUAGGACUUCCGGUUCAAUUACCAAGGCGAGCGUCUGCCUACGACGUUUACGCUGUGCCCGGAAGUAGCGGCCUUAACGCAAUGGCCAUCGCCGCCGCCCAACAGAGAGCCUCCAUUUCGGCGCAAGGCACCCGAGAACCUGAAGAACGGCCUCGCAGGUCGUCUUUCCGCGCCGUGAAACCGGUGAUGCCAUACGACGUCGCGGCCGACGAUGAGAAGAUGAUUAAGCUAGACUCGUCAUCUGCACCUGCGGUUGCACCGCCUGUGUCCCAACCUGUUCUUGUACCCGACGAAGAGAGGCGCAAUCGACGAAGAGGCUCCCAAUUACCCGACAUAAACGCGAUAAGAGCGUUAACUUCGGCUCAACCAGGAGCGGCAAAAGGUGCCCCUGCAGCGGCAGUUAGCAGAGUUGCAGCUGAAGAACGCGAAUUGCCUAGGCAGGGAAGUCUGGUCGACGGGGAAGGCAUCAAAAUCGUUAUUCAUGAUGUCGAUAGUGAUCUUGCUCCCCGGAUGAAUGCGAAGAGAAGGGUAAAGCUGAGAAGAGAUCCAGUUAUGGAUAAAGGACACAGAACGCGUGGAUUUGGCAUGAGGGUGGUAGGCGGCAAGACCGGGUCGGACGGGCGCACCUUCGCGUGCAUCGUGUGGACUGUGCCGGGUGGCCCCGCCGAGAAAGCUGGCUUGCAACAAGGCGACAAGGUGCUAGAAUGGUCCGGCGUGUCUCUGAUCGAUCGGAGCUUCGAGGAGGUGCAGCAGAUAAUCGAACGGACCGACGACGUGGCGGAAUUGGUGGUGGAGCAUACGACCGAAAUUACCGGAGAUUUGCUGGACGAUCCGCAAGCCGGAAAAACACCUACAAAUUUGGGCCUGCUCAUGGAAACCGAAACGGACAAAGCGCCCUCGUCGCCGACGCGCAGGAAACUGCCAAAGACGCCGGAACAAAUAGCAAAGGAGAGGCAGGUGACCGGUCGAAUACAGAUCCAGGUUUCGUACGAGGCAGAACGCAAAGAAUUGGUCGUUUCGGUUUUUAUGGCCGACGACUUAUGUACGCGGGAAGACACCGGAUUCGGCACCUUACCGGAGGCUUUCGCAAAGCUUAUCCUUGCUCCGCCAUCCGGCGAGGCAGCUCCGCUGAAAACUAUCGUAGCUGAGCCGACCCAGAAACCCAUCUGGAACGCUACAUUGUUCUUUACUGGAGUUGAUGGCGAGAGCCUGAUGGAACGUGUGAUCGAGGUGACUCUUUGGGAUUACUGUCCCGAUGGCGAUAAUGUGUUCCUUGGUGAAUGCACUGUCGAUGUUCAGCGAGCGCUUGAAAAUGACAGAGCGGUUUGGUAUCGAUUGGAGGAUCCACGUGGACUUCGAACGGGCAAGUCGCCGUAUUGCUCGCCUCGCGGCUCGGUAUCGAUGGAUGUCGCUCAGAGAUUGUUCAGGAAAGAGCUGCGGGAUCGUAGCUACAGCGACGAUACGCAGAGCGACAGCGGCAGCCCGGAGUUCUGCUUUCUGCAUCCGGAUCAUGCCUGGCACAAUUCCAGACGCGGUUCCAGUCAGUCCGAGCAACUCGAGGUCGAGCCCUACGAGCUCAGCCGGGAUUACAGCAGAUCUCUGCCGGGUAGCCGCAGGAGCAGCUUCCAAAGUCAGGGCGGCACUGAUAGCAAACGGGGAAGCAUGUGUGAAGCCGAUGGGCCCGCGGUGUAUUAUAAUCGCGAUCGGCGGCGAAGCUCGUUCACCCGACCGAUGAGAGAUCCGGAAGAGAUCCUGGAGGGUCUACGGGCGUUGAAGGCGACCAAGGGCGAGCUUAACAGGACCAUGAGUCUCUCCGGUGACAAGAGACGCGGCAGCCGGCGGGGUGAGCGCAAAGACAGCGUCAUGGAGAUUCCUGAGAGAUUUUACGAUCGAAAUAGCGAAUCCGACGAAGACGAGAAAUGGAGUCAGUCGACGAGAAAUGAAAAUGGCGUCGAUCUGAAACUAGGUCGCGGACAGUUGUUGCCGAAAGGAUUCAAAAUAAAUAGUGGAACACAGAACGGCGAAGUACAACUGGGCUUCUAUAUAUGCAAGGGAACUCUCGAGGUCGAAGUUAUCUGCGCGAGAGAUAUUUGUCCCGACGAGAAGGAGGAGCCAGAUACUUACGUGAAGACGUACUUGCGAGAACGAGACGGCGACAAGUGGCUGCAGAAGCGCAAAACCCGUGUGGUGCGACACUCGAAGACUCCGCAGUAUCGGCAGACGUUGAAAUACGGACGCUGCGACACCACGCAGGGCAGGCACUUGCUGGUGAUGCUGUGGGAAAAGAAGCAGGGCUUCGAGAGCAACCAGGGACUGGGUGGAGCCGAAGUGGAUCUCGAUCUGCUGCCACCGAAGGAAUUUAUCUUCGAUUGGUAUCCGCUCUUCCCGAUCCACACCCUCGGCACGCACAACGCGGACUCGCCAUGAUGGCUAAGGGAAAAGUGGGCCCUCGAGGCUGGCGAGCUCGACCUCAGAUUGAGCCUUUUGCUCAAGGACGAGGGCGAGUCCGUCGUCAAGAUCAUCUCUUGAUGGAAAUCGUGGCUGAUCACGUGGCAAUUUCGGCUGGCUCGAAUCCAACGCGAUCUCGAUCUCCGCGAGGCAACGGCAGUCUUUAUUAUUACAACAAGUCCUUGAGUGUAGCGACGAGGCUCACGUUGUUCCAGAAGGCAAAUGAAGUACGCGUUCGAUGAAGUUUCAGUCUUUUUGUGUUGUUGCGACUUUUCAUUUUAUGACUUAUAUUUAGAAUAGCGUGCAGAUAAUAUUCAGAAGAACUUUUAUUUCAUUUAAUUAAUAAAGUUAAAUUACGUUAUACACAAAUAUUAAAUAUUAAUCUACAUUCAUAAUUGGCAUUAAGUCGAUUAAUGUAUUUUAAUUGUUACUCAAUCUGAAAAUGCAAACAAAUAAGUAAUGAAUACAUCUGUUAGUCGUUCGAUGAUUUAUUAACAUUUGUAAAUACCAUACAAAUGGUUGAAGAAAGAUAUAUUUCUAAAAUGGGAUAUUAUCGUAAUUUUGUAAUAAAAAAAAUUUGCCUUUUUCUUUUAAUAAAUAAAAUUAAAAUAAAUGUCGCGGAGCAUAAAAAGACUUUAGAUUGCUCAUCGCAAUGUGUAAAAUGAUUUUCAAAAGUAAUAUGAUUAGUUGGUAACACGGGUCGAUCAUACGUCGUAUGACAAAUUUGAUUGAAAGAAAAAGUACGUAGCGUAUAACCGGAAGACAAUCAACUUCAGAAGGCUUAUACAAAUUGUUCAAGAAGACAAUCAAUUUUAAAAAUUGUAAAGAUAUAACACUUCCAUUGAAUUUACGCUUGUGGACGUCAGCGUCAGCGUCGUCGCGUUUUAACUCGGCGAGAUGAAAGAAAAACAAAUACGGUAAGGAAGACAGAUUCAAGAGAACUGAGUUCCUUCGAUUAGCGCCUUUCGAGAUCCGCGAAUGCUUUGUCGCGGUGAUUUUAGCAAUAAAGGUGUACCUGUGUGCAAGUCUUAUUCGCACGAAGCAGCAGGGACAAGGAAUAAAAAAAGGUAUGGAAAGUUUAUUUUUUGACGAUUAACUACAGAAGCAAGUAUUGGAGACAGCCAUGUAUCCUGAUGAAAUGAUAAGGGUCCAUUUUUCCCGAAACAAAUAUAAUGAUUGACAAGAGAGUAUAUAAUAAUGUCGACUGUGCGAAACGAAACUCGAUCGACAUCUGCCGCCGGCGGUGGUCUCAUCUGGUUGAUCCAGUCAGUGAUUCGAUCGAAUUUCGUACGUAUUAAUUCAAAUAUCGAUACUUAAGGGUUAACGGGGACAUAGAUUCCCCGUCUGAUCCUUUUACGCCGACGAGACGCUUUCAGGAUUCGCGUUUCUAUUCAAGGUAGAUAUUAUUAUGGAUUUAGAACAUAGAAAUUUGUAGUUAUAUACAUAGUAAAUAAUUAUAAUCCUUUUAUUCUUCCUUAAUAAUUGAUAUAUAUAUUUUGAAUUGCAUUCACUUCCGUUCUUGCAUUCUCAUUAUAUAUAAAUAUAAAUUUGUACAAAUAUAUUAUAUUAACGUGAUAACGUAAAUUAUAAAAUAUGCAUUAUUAUAAAAUAAUCUCAAACUAUAAGGGUUCAGAAUUUUUUUUCUGUACACGUAGCGCGUUCCAAAAAAGUGAUGACUAUGGGAAAAAAGAAAACAGAAAACAGCCGAAUUAAAUGGAACGCCUCGAUCGGCGUAGCUAUUUAAUGCUUUAACUAUUUAAUAGACAAUCGUUUCAAGGCUCGCUGGCCGAGCCGAUGACAUAAAAAGAUGAGUAAGUAGCUCGAGGUGGUGGCGAGAUGAGCGGAUGAAUUCCCGGAGGUAAACUUCGCGGCCAACUUGAAUAAUACCCAACCAAACUCGGUGUUUAGAAGUCGCACAAUUUUUGUAGCUCGUAGACUGAUAGCGGGACGUACAGGCGGAUUUCUUCGACGUAUUCCCAGGUGUAAUACUGACGUCCCGUUUUGCCUAGCGUCUCGAGAAUCACUAUGACUCCGCGAAGCAAGUUUGAUUUGGCCACGAGGAAAGAAAGAAAAAGAAAAA
Molecule: messenger RNA, 6285 nt
Organism: Monomorium pharaonis (pharaoh ant)
Lineage: Eukaryota; Metazoa; Arthropoda; Insecta; Hymenoptera; Formicidae
Gene: Fife
Product: regulating synaptic membrane exocytosis protein 2
Exons: 23
Coding region: 777-4184 (1135 amino acids)
Biological process (GO): regulation of membrane potential; positive regulation of synaptic transmission; calcium ion-regulated exocytosis of neurotransmitter
Cellular component (GO): presynaptic membrane; cytoskeleton of presynaptic active zone
Molecular function (GO): transmembrane transporter binding; small GTPase binding
Source: RefSeq, a predicted model, not a curated record